Molecule: messenger RNA, 12897 nt
Organism: Acinonyx jubatus (cheetah)
Lineage: Eukaryota; Metazoa; Chordata; Mammalia; Carnivora; Felidae
Product: translation initiation factor IF-2-like
Exons: 4
Coding region: 1-1671 (556 amino acids)
Source: RefSeq, a predicted model, not a curated record
AUGCCCGGGAAACUCCUGGAUCGCAUGGGGCUUCAGCCAGCGGCAGCUGCUGGUGGAGGUGGAGGCCACCACGGCUGUCCUCGCUGGCGCCUUGGUCCUGGAACCUCCCAGCAAGAUGGCACUCUGUCUGUCCUAGUCCAGUUAACUCCCCCAGCCGUGCCCCCUCCUCCCGUGGAUAUUUGCACUCAGAUACGUGAAGGCGGUAGACACCGCAGGGAUGAGAAGGAAAUGGAAACAAUUGGGAAAGUGGUGCCAAGUGACUCAGGCUUUGAACUGAGGACGGGGAAAUCCUCCCGAGCCCGUCGCGGCCACCGCCCCUGCCCCACUCGCGGUCCGCGACAGCCCGUGGGUCCCCAGGGAGUUGGUCCUGCGCUAGUUUCAAGCUUGCUGUUUGCUUCUCGCGUGGCCCCACCGACGGCGCCUCUCCGCGCAACCCCACGCUUGGCGCGAGCUCGCUCUCCCUCUUCUCUUAGGGUUGCAGCCGCGCCUCCCAAGCAUUCUUUAAACCAGAAAUGUGGGAGGGACUCCGAAAGGGAGGGAGUAAAGGAGGGGGGCAGAGAAAGAGGACUCGAGGAGGGGAGCGCGCCAGAGCGCGGGGGACGGAGGGAGAGGAGGAGCGCGGGAGCGGCGGAGGCGAUCCCGCGAAUUCAUUACUGUAAACAUCUCCCGGGGGUGUCAGGAGGGGUGGGGGUGGGGGCCGCGGCGUCUACAUUAGCCCGGCCGCGUCCGAGCGUGGCAGCAGUGAGGUCGGAGCAGCCUCGGGACCCACACCGGGGCCGGCGCCGCACUUGGAGCGAGCCCCGCGCCCGCCCCCGCGCAGCCCCGCGCUGCGCCCGGGUCCGGGGCUCUGAGCGGUCAGCUCCGGGCGCGCACGCCCGGCUCUCGGGCCGCCCCCCGAGGUCCUCCGCUUUCGCGGAGCUCCGGCGCUGCGGGGCCUCUUUCCGCUGCCUUCCCCUCUCGCCCUCUUCUUUCGGGACUCGUGGCGCGGUCGAGGCGGAGAGGGGGAGGCGGAGGAGGACCGGAGGCGGGGGCCGCGGCGGCGGGAGCCGAGAGAAAGUGGCAUGCCCGAACCCUGGAGGCGGAGGUGGCGGAGGAAGGGGGAAGACGAUGCCGCGGCUCCGUAGGGGAGAAAGGCGAGAGCGAGCGAGGCGAGCGAGGCGAGUGGGGCGCCCGGGCUCCGGCCGGCUGCGGGGAGGCGCGCGCCGCUCUGAGGCUCCGGCCUCCGCACCCCCGAGCCCCGACGCUGCGGGCGACAGGGCUGGGCUUCGGCAGCCGCCACCGUUGCCGCCUCCGCCACCCGGAGGACCGAGCAAAAGUUUGGAUCUGGGGGAGGACGCGGCGCUGAGCGAGAUUACCACCGGGGCUGGAAGGAGACCUCGAGAACCUUCGCAGGUAAUGCGCACCCCCAACCCUCUGCUUCCGUGCCCGGCCGCUGGGCUUCUGCUCAUUCCCAGCGCCUUUGCUGACCCUGGCCAGACAGAUCUGACUGAAAGUAAGAGGGAAGCGAAGUUGGAGAUCCCGGGGAUGGGCACCAAGCGCGGGGAGAUCUACAGUCAGGUUAGAGGGACCCGCGGCGCUUCUCUGCCCCCGGUGGGCAGCUGUGCGGGGAGGCGAAGCUCCCCCUGGGGAUGGAGGAGAACCCUCGGCCCCAGCUGGGGCCUCUUUUCGUAGCUCGUUGGAAAUUGAGAAUGUGGAUUGGGGGGCUUUUAGUAUUCUUCAAUCCGGGGGAAUGAUGCAUGGAUUGCACUAAUUCCCAUCCUCACCUUCACCCUCUCUCUCUCUCAGCCUUAUUUAGCGUCUUUUAAAGAUGAUAGGAGCCCACUCCCAUUCGCCCACUCCGUUUAGCUGGUGCAGGAAAGCAAAUCUGGGCGUGUGUGUGUGUGUGUGUGUGAGAGAGAGAGAGAGAGAGAGAGAGAGAGAGAGAGAGAGAGACAGAGAGAGACAGAGAGACAGAGAGAGGGGGAAAGAGAGAGAGAGAGCGCGGGAGGGAGGAGGAGAGAAAUUCAAGGAAAGGGAAAAAUUUUACCUUUCCCCCCUUUGACAUCCUCGGAUCGUUCCCUUCCUCCCUCCUUCCAUUCACCUUCUGGUGUCAUAAAAUAAAAACUUUAGAAGUCACAUUUUUAUUGCAGACUGAUAAGAAAAGCAUUAACCAUUGACGACGUGAGUUUGCAGUGUUUGUAGUGUGUGUGUGUGUGUGUGUGUGUGUGUGUGUGUGUGUGUGUGUGUUGGGGGGGGUAGUGGUAUUGCGGAGAGGCCGGUUUUUCCGUGGUGGCCUGAUGCGCCAUGGUGUGUGUGUGUGGGGGGGGGUGAGUGUUAGAGUGUGUGCACUUGGGGCGGGGGUGGGGGGUGUGCAGCGGAGAGAAUAUGGUCACGUUUCCCAGAACAGCAGCCUUACUUGAGCUAACUAAGAAAAGAGCUCCUGCUUUUCCCUCAGAGAGCUACAGAAAGAUUCCAGCCCCAACUCUCCAACCUCCCCUUUCCCCCCUGUUGAGUUUUGAGUUUCAAAGCAGCUCCUCCUUUGCUGCUGCCACCAUCACUAUUAGGAUCAUUAUUUAUUCACCUGGAAGCUCAUCUUGACUCCUCUUGUAAAUGGAAAUCAGUCUCCAAGACCUUUUGAUUAAUUUUAGUGGAAGGAAUCUCUUGUAAAGCUUACAGUAAGCUAAUCAAGUGCAAGGCGCAAAUCCGUGUAAAUGCUCACGCGGGAGUGCAAGGUGCUGAUUAGGUUUCUUCACAUGCUGCAUUUGCUAUGCAAAGCCCCAUCUAAAUGGGAGCAUUGCUUCCCACUCAGCUGGGAGGCUCUUAAAUCACACAGCAUCUCAGGGAGCUUUGGGGCAUGUCCCCUUGCUCACAGGCUGAUUGCUAAAUGUAUUAGUGUGACUUCUCCUAGCCAAAAGCUAGUAUGUAGGCUAGCUUCCAUAUAGGAACCCAUAUUGUCUGUGGACUUAAGUGAUAUGACCUUCUUAAGUCUCCAGUGAAAGGAUCCCCCAACCAUUUUGAGGUAAUAGAAUGCAGAUUGGCGUUUGUCCGGGGAUGUAUUUAGUUGUUGCAGUAUAAACGUAAAAUUUUAGGUCAGUAUUUAAAGUGUGAGAACUGGACUUUUUUUCUUUUUUAUCACUAAGCAAUAUGCAGCAGAUUCAUAAGAUCGACAGGCCACCAUAUUAGAAGAGAAUAAAUCUUUGGGGAAUACACAUGCCAUGAAAAGUUGCCCGUUCCCCAUGAUGCUAUUGUUCUUCCAAAUAUAACUUUUCUUCCUCUCCUCCUCAAAAGCCCCAAACAGGAUAGGGUUAAACCAUUUAAGACUUUUUAAUGAUCAUCUAUGGCAGUGCAACACCAUACUGUCAUGUUGAAUUGCCAGUAUGUGAGUGGAGGAGGUAGGAAAAAGAAAUUUCAAGCAUUAUUCAAUGUCUCUGCCAGUAGGUACAAGAAAUCAUAAAAAGAAUUGGGCUAGCUGUGUAGCAGAACCUAUUACAAAUACAAACCUAGCAUGGAAAGAAUGCUGGGUUUUGUUUGUUUGUUUGUUUGUCUUAAUGCCCAUGUCUGAACACUUCAGUAGUUUCAUUGCAGUUUUAGAAAUUCCUGGGGGGAAUUUCUUCUUUAACAGAAGAAAGUAGAUUCCCAAAUGACACCAUGCUGGGCUGCCUUGAGGUUCCCUAGGUAGUCAUGGUUUUUCUCCCCCCUAUGCUAGGUUUCAGAUGAUGUGAUCUUAUCUGAGUUUGACUUUGACCGGCUGGAUCUAAUUUGAACCUCCUCUGAUGCCUGUUACAUUUAUAUUCUGGCCUGCUGGAGAGUUUGAUUUAGGAUUUAGACAUAUCUCCCUGAAGCAACCUUAUAUCUUCCCAGUUUGAAGCUGUGGUUUCAAGAAAGGCUCAAGUAUGUACGUCCAGAAGCUUUAUUCUGUAGAGACUCAGUGUGAACAUCUGAUCUAGUUUGGCUCUUUGGUCUUGUAGCCUACAAGGAAGAAUUCCCGCUUCUGCAAUGAGCAGUGUCUGAAGUUAAAAAAUAGCAAAGGGUGUGUGUGGGGGGGGAGGGGUCUCGGUUUUGCUCACUAUUUAGAAGAUUCAAAAAAGGUCAAGGUGAUGCAGUUUUAUUUCUAUUCAGGUCAGACCUUUCUGGAUAAUCACCUUUUGGUAUUUUUACUUUAAUUUCAAUUCAAGUUCAUUUUUCACUAGAUUACUUUAAUAACUUUGUGGUUUCUGCCAUGGUGAUUCAAAUUCAGUCCAUUAGUGACCUCUAUCUGUGAGAAGUGAAUACUCAUUGUUUUUCUUUUUCUCAUCAGUCUGCAGAUUAUGUAGGGGGAAAAAAACCCAAAGGCUCUGUAGUUCUUUCGGAAUAUUUAGAUUUCCGAGCCUGAUUUUUCUAAUACGGAGUUCAGUAUGGGUAAUGAUAUUUAACAACAGUAAUAAAAUGUUACAGGCUAAUAGGCUACUAAAUGGUUAUUCCAUAUAGCAUCGACAGUAUGAUCAAUAUAAAUAAAAUACCAGUGCUAUCCACUGCCAGUAAAAAGAUUGUACAGUCAGGUAGACUAAUGUUUUGAGACUCACAAUGCUGCUGGAUGUAAGUGAAAUUUUAUUGCCCCUAAGUGCUUACAUAACAAGGGAAGCUUGAGACAGGCUCAGAACAUAUAUGUGAUAACUAGACUUCAUGGUAGCAGUGUGUGUAUGUCUUUAAAUUCAGCUGUGCUUCUGCUGUGAACUUAUGGGACAGAUCAAGGACAGGCGAGGUGGGAUGUGAGAAGGGUGUCUAUAAACAGAUGGUCUUUUAAGGAGACUUUUAAAAUCUGAUUCCUAAUCCCAGCUUUGUCUUCUGAGGGUUUUGAAAUUGAAAUUUCAAUUUGGGUUGAUUAUCCUAAAUGGUAAUUGAAGACAAAGUUUACUGAAUUUCUUAGGUGGGUGGAUACCAUUAUCUGACAUUUUCCAGAUGGUUUUUGAUGGAGUGGUAUUCAGGGAUAUGGAAUUUUUAGGAGGUUUUCUUUCUUUUCCCUUGGGCAGGUUUUACGCAAAAGACAUUUUUAAAGACAUUAUUAUUAUUAUUAUACAACCAUUAUAAUACCCUAGCCAACUUUCUUUCUUUUCCCCGCCUUCCAAAUGCUCUGCUUUUUAAAAGUUACGUAUUUUUUUUUCUAGAACUACAUGUUGGGGAUAGGAAUAUGACUCCCAGUAUCUUUUUACUCUUUUCAGCAACGUGAACUCCAAUUAAGUAUCUGUUUAUAGUAAAACACACACACACACACUCACCUACACAUCAAGAACCCUUUUAAGACAGAGAUUCUUUUCAAGGUUUUAAAUAUGGUUCUUUUUAAAGAGCUAUGACACAAAUAUUGUAAUAAAAAUAUCCUGUGUUCCGAUGAAUACAGAGACUUAUUUCAGUAGCAUGGAACAGUAAAACACUGUAUUAGCAAAAUAAUCAGUGGUAUUUUCAGUACAUGGUCAAAAUCUGUUAGAACCUUCAUGGGUUUUUUUUUUCUUUCUUUCUUGGCGGAUUUCACAUCUACUGGUCUUUUUUGGUUUUCUUUGAUUCCUUCUACUGAGGCUCUUUGAAGUGAUUCAAAAUUAAACAGUAGCUACUUUUUUUUAGGGAAAUUCAUCAUGGUAUAUUCAGGAUUCCAGAAGAGUUAAUGAUGCAGAAAAAGUCCUGUAAAACAUCUUUCUAAAAGAAGUCCUUCUCUUGUGGGCUUCCCACUUACUGGCCUCCUGUACCAUUUGCAGUGAAUUGGAACUCCGUUAUUUAUUUAUUUUUCAAAUACCACCUCUAACUUAAUUUAAUGUGGGAUGUGUUUCUGCAGAAGCAUGCAGCACCAUGUGUCUCGAGUCUCCUGAACAAAGCAGUGUCGUUUUUAUGGAUCUGUAAUAAGGGAAAGUCAAAGAAAAUAUCCUUGUAUACUUUGGGAAGUCAAAAGGCCACAUUCACGAUUCUCAAACACUGGUCAGUUAUUCUGCUGAUGCUUAAUAAGGCCACACGUUUUCCGGCAGUUUAGUGGUUAAAGACCUCAGCCAUUUUUUUUUUUUUUUAAGCAUUCACAGAGUAAAUCUCUGGCCCUCCUACCCGUUAGGCGCUCAUUAGAGCUGAGCAGUUUUUCUCACUUUCUUCCCUGGUUGCUUUUAAGGGAAUGUGCAGGAAACUUGGCAAAAGUUCCUCUGUCCCCUUCAGUUCACAGGUCAUGUGUUAUAUUUCAGUUCUCUUUAUUAGAGCUUUCAAGACACAGAUAAAAGAAUCUUCUAUCUGAACCUUUUAAGAACCUGAGGGCUUUUGGAUUUAAACCCACCAAAAAAUAUCAGGUCUCAAAGUUCAUAGAAGCUAUUAGGUCCUUGGAAUAUCGAAACCCCCUUCAACAAAGAGUACAAGAACAGUGGCUCCUAAAGUCUGUUCACAAAUAUAGUGGCCACUGAAGUCAACAGAGGUCAUGAGCUGAAUGGAAAACAUUAGACUCAUAUCAGUCCCGAAAUAGGUCCAUGUGCUGGUGUCACUCUUAUCCCCAGCUGCCUAGGGGCGUCACUUUCAUGAAAAUCCAGUGUCAAAAUAGCCUCUGUGAUAGUUUCCUUUCCCACUUUGCUCCAGAACUUGGACUUAAGUAUUUUGAAGAAGGAAAUAAUGCAGGGAAUUCUAAUACUCCUCAUAGAUAGAGGGAGGUGAACGUUACGGAAGUAGGUUGGAGAAGCAUUUGACAUAGAGGUUCCAGAAAAUUCUGUCUAGGCUCCGAGGGAUGAAAUUGAUUCAUACUUAGCCUUUCCCCCUCUUCUUGUACCUUUUCCAAUUAUCACAUGCGGGAUUUUAUUGCUCACAACUGCCUCUGUGAGUUGGUCUGAGAAAGCCCUAUUAGUCUAGUGUCUCACUGGAUGAUGGGAACCAGAAACAAGUAGAAGGCUACGUAAGUCUGCAUAGAGUUCCCUUUGAGAUCCUUUGGCUUUGCACAAAAUGAUGAACGUUACAUUUUAUCCCAUAGAUGUUGAGUUCUCCAGAUACAGUUUAUAAGUUUCUUCCUUUACCAACCUAACCGAAAGAUUAGAGUUGGAUUUUUUAUAAAAAUAGUAACAAUUAUUUAAAUCACAUAAAUAUUUAGAACUAAAUAAAUAGCAUUUCUUGUCUCCCCACCAUUAUAUUAGAUGCAAGUUUUCCUGUUAUGGAUGGCUUUAAUUUUAUGAUGUAGGCCUUGUGAUUUGGGACCUUAACUGUGGUGGGGAGUGAGCGGUAGGGAGAUUGUUGUGGAGGAAAGAAAAUAUAUGUCCAUAUAAAGAAAACCUGUAUUCUCAUGUCAGCACACUGCUUUCUACAUUAUGACUUUGGACAAAUUACUUAAUCUGCUGGAGACUUAAUUUCCUUUCUGCAGAGUUCCACAGGGUUGGUGCAGGGUCAGAUGAGAUUAAUGUGUGGGAAAAUACCAUGAUAAUCAUACAGUGUUAUAGUUCCAUAAAGGCGCAUUAUUCAAAUUGAUAACAUUUACCUAUGCAAGACUGUCAUAUGCCAGGAUAGUUCUAGGUCUUAUAUUAAGACAGUGUCCUGCCUUCCAGGAGCUUUGGUUUUUGUGAAGGCCAUGAGAUAUCUAUCACCCAAGCAGUAAAGUGUCAGUGAAGUGUCCACAUCAUUUUUUCCUUUCAUUUAAUGGUGCAUUUUCUUCUUUUGUGAGUUUUCCCUGUUUUGAUGCAAGUAUUCUUUUCAAGAAUCAAGGGUAAUUAUGGUGAGAUCUGUGUAAGGGCCAAGCUUCCCAUCCUUGACAGGUUGGCUUAAUGUUAGAAACUGAAUUUAUCACAAAUGGAUUCCACUGAGGAUCUUUUGGGAAGAAACCAUUAACAUUCCCCGCAGUAAGGCUGUUUCUCUUCUUGGGUGCAUUUAUGCUUCAGUCAUCCAAGUUACCUUUUGCAAAACACAAGUCAUUAGUAGAAUAUAUGAUGGUAUUGGGGCACCUGGGCGGCUUAGUUGGUUAAGCACCUGACUUUGGGCUCAGGUCAUGGUCUUGUGGUUCUUGAGUUCGAGCCCCGUGUCAGGCUCUGUGCUGACAGCUCAGAGCCUGGAGCCUGCUUCAGAUUCUGUCUGUCUGUCUCUCUCUCUGCCCCUCCCCUGCUCAUGCUCUGUCUUUCUCUGUCUCUCAAAAAUGAGUGAACAUUUAAAAAUUAAAAAAAAAAUAUAUGUAUAUAUAUGAUGGUGUUUAAAACUUUGGUUUUGCAACAUGAGACAGGCUGGUGAAAAGCCUGCCUUUUUGGUAGAGCAAACCUAGUGAGCUCAUUACCAAUGAGUGGAAAGACUUGAUUUAUUAAGAUACCAAAUUACUCUCCAAAGGUUGGCCUUAUUUUGACAUUGUUAGUGUCACAAAACCCUUGUGGGACAGUUUUUUGCAACUUAUUUUUCCAUAGUGUUUUUCAAUUGCGUUUUUAUAACUGUCACAUCUGAGACAUUUUAAUUUUAAAUGUUUCAAGAGUUAGCGUGUUUAUUUUACUUUCCUGAUUUGUAUACAUGUAGGACCUUGUAAAGGUGAAUUUGUAAUCAUUUUAUGGUUGCUUAAUUGAAGCUUGCAGAAAACACAUGCAUAUGGGAAGUGUAUUUGUAAAAUGUAUGGUUAGGUUGUGAUUCUUGAUCAGAAGAAUGUAUUUAUCAGUCAUUUGGACUUAUGACAAUCUGUAUUUAAUAAUGUUCUUUUCAGUUUCUGACUUACAGUUUGCCAAAGUUCUGACACUGCCUUCCUUUUUCUUUUUCUUUCUUUCUUUCUUUCUUUUUUUUUAAUUGAUGAGUAUUUUAGCAGUAUGUUGUAAAGUACCUGGCCAUAUAACUAUAUUUUUACAUGACAAAUUACCUUUGUAGUUUGGCAAAAUUAAUCUGAGUGCUUUCUGUUCUGGCAGUGCUGAGUGACAUAAUAAUAACAUUUGAAGAAGGAAAAUGUUUGCAACUACUCUGAAGAGUUCUGCUAAUAAAACAAGAAGAAUCUGGAGGUCCUAAGGAAACUCUAAAUAAAGAGAAGCACAAAAUGCAAUGAAGGGAUAUAUUUUUGUGUGAAUGGCUUGAUACUCAUGAAGGAGAUAUGAUUCUUUUAGAGACAGAAGGUAUGCACCAGAUGAUAAAGCUUUUCCAUUCAUCCAGGAGGUGACUUUUAGCACUUACUGUAUGCCAGCCAUAGAGUAGGACUGGAGAGGCAACAAUGAUGCAGGAGGAUCCUUGUCCUUGAGGCUGCCCAGGCUGGGGAGGAGAGAGGGAGACACAAAACCUAAUUGCAUUAUACUUCUACGUGACCGAAGAUUAGUCAACCCUAAGAAAUGUGCCAGGAAUACACAGUAUUAAUGAAAACCAUGGACAGAUUUUUCAACAUCUUUAAAUUUUUUUUAAUGUUUAUUUGUUUUUGAGAGAGAGAGAGAGAGACAAAGUGUGAGCAGGAGAGCGGCAGAGACAGAGGGAGACACAGAAUCCAAAGCAGGCUCCAGGCUCUGGGCUGUCAGCACAGACCCCAACGUGGGGCUUGAAUUCAUGAGCCACAGAUCAUGACCUGAGCUGAAGUCAGAUGCUUAACCGACUGAGCCACCCAGGAGCCCCUUCAAUGUCUUUUAGUCUUUAUGUCUAGUAUAAAAUGGGAGAAAACAUUUUCUACUCACCGAGCUGUUCUUCUGAGAGGGUUGAGAUAAUUAUAUAAAAUGCCCCCCUGUGUGGCACACGGUAGAGGCUUAAUAGAUGCUGACUGCAGAUCCUUCUCUCUCCAAAAUGAUGAUGAUUCCCCAUGUUACUUUUCCCCUUCUACAAAUAUCUUUGCCAUUUCUCUGGAAUCCCAAAAAAGGCGUUUGACCCCUUGAACCGAUUCACCAACAAGAUACAGCUUCUUCUGCAAAAUAAAAUCUCAGUAGUAUGCGUAUAACAGAGCAUGAAAAGGACAGCAAAGGAAAUAAGCACUUCACACGGUGGCAGAAUGAGCUCAUAGCUAGUGGUGUAUCUCAGUCCGCUGGUGUCAUAGGGGUCGGAGAAGGGAGGGGAACAGAAACGAGGACACUUUCGUCUGAGUUCUGGGGAAUCAGAAAGUGGUGUCAACGGGGGCUUGUCGAACUUAUGGUUUUGCUGUUAUGGUUGUGGAUGUUGUUGUUGUUAUUGUUGUUCAUUGAAAGCACAGGCUUUGGCACUCGAAGAGUGCUUCUCCAUGCAGCCCCCUUCACCUCCACGCACCCUUCCGGGGUGGCCAAUGCCUGCAGCUUGCAACAAAGUCCUGCGUCCAGACUGUGACACUGGGCUUAGUGAGCUACGGUUAGUAGGUCUUUGCCAAUGUACAGAGAUUUUUAUCCGGAUGAAUUUUAAACGCUUGCUGCACACAAUUCAUCUCACACAUGACCCUUGGCAGAGUCCUGAGAGUAUUUUAUCGUAGAAGAUUAACACACAAAUUAUUGUUAGGUUUAUAUAAUGCUUAGUUUGUACUUAUAGAAUGAUUGCACCUUGCUGGUAUAAUGACAGAUGCCUGAAUCCGAAUGAUGCUAGUGGAUUAUCAGUUUAAUGUGGAACUAUUUCUUCCAGAAAGUAAUUUCCAGUGAAAUUAAGCAAAGGGUCUUCUAACUGCUUCUAUGGGAGAUAUUCUGAACAAAUAUAGUGCUCAAGGUCACUGGUCAAAAUACACAAUGCUGGGGUUAUUUUUCAUUUAUCACCGUAAUUGAAUGUAUGUAUAGUAUAAGUUUUGCUUUCUACUCAACCAUUAAAAUUUAGGUGUUUCCCCCCAGUAUAAAUCUAUAAAUUUAUUGCUGUAGGAAAUUAUAGUUAACAAGCUGUUAAGCAUGUCCCAGACCUCCAAGUCCUGAAGUGCGGAAGCUUUUCCUGGGAAGAUCACAUAAUAUAUAAUGUGGUAUAUAUACAUAUAAUUAAUCAAAUUGGAGAAGAGAGAAGCAGACACUAGAGCAUAUUUUGUAAGGUGUCCACAUCUUGGUAAGUAGCUUCUGAACCAAACGUUCUACCCGGCGUAAAACAGUAAGACCUUGUUUUGCUACUUUAGAACAUGUAAGAGAGAUUAACAUUCUUUGGAAAGUAGUUUAAAAUUUUUCUUUGACUCAAAUAGGUAAGGAACAAGUCCAAUAGUGCUGACAGCAGUGGAAUUUAAAACUCAAGUCUAAUAAUCUCUGAGUCCCGAAGGAAUGCAAGGCAGACAUCCGUUCUAGUCACAGGCUUGUAACUGGGGAUUUGACAAAGGUUGAAUCCUUACCGUGUGCCAAGCACCAUGCUGUUUUGGCAUUUGGGAUAUUCUUUCAAAGAAGACUUCAUCCUUGCUCAUCAAGAAAUAUGAUGGGUUGGCCUAGAGAUGCCCUUUGCCAAACUUGACUCAUCCGUCUUAAUUAACUGGAGAAGUUGGUUAAAAAUCCAGGUCCCUGGGCCUUAGGCCUGGAGAUUCUGAUUUAUUAAGCCUGUGAGAAGCCUGGGAAUAUGGAUGCCCAAAGACUCAUGGAAUUGGAGUUUACUGACCUACAUAAUUUUUUUAGGAUUUUUUUUUUUCUGACCCAAGAUUCAGUAGUUUUAGAAUCAUCUGGUUUAUAGUCAUUUGUGAAUUUCUAUCAGUAAUUUUUCUGUGUAUUUUGUCACAAAGAAAAUACUGCUUGAUUUAACCCAACUAUUCUAGGAAAGAACCUUCAGAGGGCCAGACGCCCGGACUGGCUUCUCUCUUGGUGGCCACAGUCUCCGUAUGAUGCCUCCAGCUUCCAUCCAUGUUGCCUCAACUAUUACACUGUGCUGUUUUUGGAAUCCCUGCAAUUACCCUCCUAAAAACCAAAUGACAUUACUUUGGUCAUCUACCACUUGGGUUCCCUGUCCCUCUGGAUAAAGCCCAUCUAAGCUUGUUAUUAUAACAUGUGAGAUUCAUGAAAUCUGCGUCUCAAACCAUCAUUCAGGCCUCAUUCUCAAGCGCCCAUCCCCUGCACCCACCUUUAUGAUUAGGAAUGGCCUCUUGAGCCUUUCCCUUACUGUUUAUCCUUUAUGUGGAAUAUUACCUCUUCGCUCUCCAUUUGGCAAACUCAUUUCCUUUAAGACCCACACAAAUGUCACCUUCCCUCCCAGUCAAAAUUACUCACUCCUUCCUCUGAGCUACUACAGCAUUUUGUUUGUACCUUUAUUAUUUCCCUGUUCAUGUUGUGUUGUAGUGUGUCUGUUCUAAUGUCAGUCUUUCCCAUUAGAUUCCAAGAACCUUGGCUCAUUCAUUCCGUCUUCCUAGUGUUAACAAUCAUGCCCAAAGCACCAGGUUCUGCAGAAAUGUAAUUGAAUGAAUAAAUGCAUGAUUGUGCUGGCCAAUCCUGGAAGACAAGAAGAUUCAUAAUCUAAUGAUAGGGAUGGCUUCCUCAGAAGUGCAUUUUCAUUCCCAUAGACAGGUUGCCCAAUGGGGACAAAAUACAAUGCCCACCUUUCUGCCUCACUCUAAGCAGGUUUGUCAGGCGAAUGCCUGCUGGUUAACCCAACCCUGAUCAGCAUCAAGCACUCCAAACCACACAUGAGGCAAUUCAGAUGCCACACUGGAAGAUCUGUUUAAAGAAGAAAUAAUUCCACUUGAUGGUCUAUCUUUCUUGGCACUGAGUAAAACCAUCAGUUAAGUAGAUGUGCACGCAGAUGUGGUUAACCAUAGAAUGAGAACUUAACUCGUACCAUUAACUUUGUGUAUCUUUCUUGGCUUAAUUAAAGAGAGCGAAGCAAAGAACUUGUGAAAAUUUUGUGCAUUUGUACUCUCAUUUUUUUGCCCUUUGCUUUUAUUUUGUUGAUUUUAUCUCAGGCACAUGAUUUCCUGAUGGAGAUAUCUGAGGAGCCAGGGCUCUCCAGAGAGGAGAAAAGAAGACCUGAAAUCAUAACUCUUUAAUCACUCUGUCUCCACAAAGCAGGAUCCACCUUAGUGUUCAUGACGUGCACAUGAAGAACAUUUGAAGGUUACGAUAAAUUCUAAACUUUCCAGGUUUAAUGUGGUCAUAAUGGUGA